Messenger RNA from Paramecium sonneborni, 880 nucleotides. Lineage: Eukaryota; Ciliophora; Oligohymenophorea; Peniculida; Parameciidae. The record is from the annotation of a GenBank genome assembly.
CAAAUUCUUUAUAAAAUGCAAAGAGACGAAGAAUAGAUUAAGAUUAACAAAGAUGAUCAUUAAACACAAGCCGAAUUUAUAGAUUCCUCUUUGAGCAGUAGAUUAGGAUUCAUAUAAAAAGUUCGUUUUUACAUUUUUUUAUGAUAGGUGUAUUCCAUCCUAAGCUUCCAAUUAUUUUAUACAGCUGCAUUUACAAUAUUAUCAUUGAGUUUACCAGCUAUGAGAGAAUUUGAAGCAACUUAAGUUUGGCUUUUAGUGUUAGCUUCUAUAACAGCACUUGUAAUAAUCUGCUCCCUGUUUUGUUAUCCAAAAAAUGCAAGGAAAGUUCCAAAAAAUUAUAUAUUAUUAUCAACAUUCACUGUAUGUGAAGGAUAUGUAGUCUCAGCUAUUUGUUGUAAUGUUGCCACUGAAUAUGAAAAUGGAAGUAUUAUAUUGUAUUUAUUAUUAGUUGAUCUAAUAUUUAUUGCAUUAUCUAUGACAGUAUUAAUGACCUUUGGUUUAACAUUAUAUGCCUGCACUACAAAAGAUGAUUUCACAAUUUGCACAGGUCUUUUAUGGUCUUUGGUUAUAUGCUUAUUUAUGCUAAUUAUUUUCUCUAUAUUGUUUCCAAGUCGUUUACUUUAAAUCCUCAUUUCAGUUUUUGCAAUAUUCCUCUAUUCAGUAUACGUCAUUGUUGAUACUCAAUUGAUUAUUGGAGAUAAGGUAUUUUGUAUUGGCAUUAUUUUUUAGAGACAUGCUUUAUAAAAAGAUGACUACAUUCUAGGAGCAAUCAUUUUAUAUGUUGACAUAGUUAUGCUAUUCAUAGAAUUAUUAAAAUUAUUAGUGAUACUAUUUGGCAAGAAAUGAGAAUGAAUUAAAUAUAUAUCAUAUAAUAAAAGAC